Podarcis raffonei (Aeolian wall lizard) is the source of this 3615-nucleotide messenger RNA. RefSeq names its product kelch domain-containing protein 1-like. Lineage: Eukaryota; Metazoa; Chordata; Lepidosauria; Squamata; Lacertidae. The record is from RefSeq and is a predicted model, not a curated record. The transcript is spliced from 13 exons. Bases 343 to 2190 code for a protein of 615 amino acids. Gene Ontology annotation, molecular function: protein binding.
AAUAUUUCCGAACUGCACCAGCUUUCUAGCCUGCCCCUUAAACCACCAAGUAUUUCUCCCCACCCCCACCCCCUUGCAGAUAAACCACGGUCGGCCUUGUCACACCUGAAACUGAUCAAACAGGGACCAGGAAACUGGCUGAGACCAAGAAGCUCCGCCCUGGAAUAUGCGAGGCUAUAAUAAAGAGCGCCUCUGAGCAGCUGCAGAGUGCCCGCGCCCAACCCAAGCCCGCCGCGUGUCGACCUACCCAGACUUGGGACCGAGGAGCAGCUUAUGCCACCCUGAGUCGCCCGUAGUGUCUGGGUGGGCGCCUUUGGGCCUCAAAGCGCCGCUCCCUCUGCCAUGCUCUCUGGUGCUUCCAGUUUCCUGAGUCUGGAUGGCUUGGGGACGCCCCGCCGGCGAUGGAGCUGGGCCCCCGGAGGCCUCUGGCAGCGGGGGGAGGCCGCCUUAGCCCCGAAGCCCCGCGGAGGGGCGGAUUUCUCCCGGCGGGAAGGCAAGCUCCACUUCUACGCCCUCUGGUCUCUGCGCGAGCCGCCCCGGCAGCUCAGUAGCAAAUGCCGUCAGAAAUGUUACCAGACUCACUUACCACUGCCGCUGCCCAAACACCUGGUGGUCUUUGGUUUGGGUGACUGGAGCCGCUAUUCUCAGAAGACAAGCAUCAUUGUGGAAAUAUUAGUGAAUCCAAAUGUUAAGCCACAAAAGAUUGGCAAGCUGGGGCCUGAAGCAAGCAGGUGUUUGGUAUGGGAAGGUGACUGGCGAGUGGAUGUUUUGAUGGCUUCGUUAAAGCAGGAAGAGAAUGGUAACCCUGUUAAGCUUCUCUUGACUGUUGAGGAACAGCUGCUCAACAGCACCCCCACCCGCCCAUUUCAGGCCACAGAGCCUAAUCAGUCACCUGUCCUUCCAGAAGAUACAGGUCAGCGAUUGGAUGAGCCACCUGAGUCUAAGAAUGGGAGUUCAGUGAUGCCUGUUAAAGAGCCUGUGCUUGAAAGGAAGGAGUUCUCUCCACCCAUGGAAAAGCUGCUUAUGCUUCCUGCUCCAGAAACAACUGCUGCAUCGGUGGACUGUGAGGAGGCCAGAAAUAAAACAUGUACAUCUAAUUCAGCUCGCCUAAAGACCAGGAGGGUUCUCUUUGAACUUCUGGCAUCCAACAGACAGCAGGAAUCUGAAGACUUGGAAGUUAAAGAGCUGCAAGUAUGUCCAAGCCCUCGGUGGUGUCAUGCCAUGUGCCUGAGUGACCCUGAAACUGCUGUUCUGAUUGGUGGUGAAGGAACUAAUCAACAAUUUUGCCAAGAUGCCCUGUGGAAACUGGAAAUUGACAAUGACUUCUGGUUCCCCAUGGAUCUCCCGGCACCAGGUUCCAUGCCACAGUGUUCAAGGGGCCACAGUGCCACAUAUGACCCAGAGACCAAGCGCAUUUACAUCUUCGGGGGUAUGAGGGAGGCAAAGCGCUACAGCAACAUCCAUGUUCUGGACACGGUGUCUUGGAAGUGGCUUCAUGUGUCUGCUAAGGGUAAAGUGCCAACGCUGGCUUACCAUAGUGCAACCAUCUACCGAAAGGAGCUAUUUGUCUUCGGAGGAGCUUUCCCUAAAAUGUCAUCCCUGGAGAUGGGAGCUUGCAGCAACACACUCUUUGUUUUCAACCCCGAGUACGAGAUCUGGUAUCAACCCAUUGUUGAGGGGGAGAAGCCUUUGCCUAGGCUUGGCCAUUCAGCUACUCUGCUGAGGAACAAACUGAUCAUAUUUGGGGGCCAGAAGACUUCCUUCUACCUGAACGACACACACAUCCUAGAUCUGGGUUUCAUGGAGUACAUUUCAGUUCCUUUUCUCUCUGGACAACCUUCAGCUCGCAGUUUCCAUGCGGCCAUCCCAGUGUCUGAUCAGAAAGUGCUGAUAAGCGGAGGCUGUGGUGUCAGAGGAGCCUUUCGGGAUGCAUUCACAUUCCAUCUCGAUACCUUGACUUGGAGUGCAGUCAAGCAUAGUGACCUUUGCUCUGUGCCCCGGGCAGGCCACACACUGCUCAACUUGACUUAUGCCCCUCAGACGGAUGCAGAUAAGGAGAACCAGGGCAAGCACAAUGCGUGCACGGUUCUGGUCUUUGGGGGGUCAGACCGUGCUGGCAAGUUCUACAACAGUACAAGCAAGCUGCAGCUGGACCUCGAGGUGACGAGGCCUUCUCUGGACCCUGCUUGAGUCAUUGGGAGUCCUGUGUCUGGACCAAGAAGGCAAGAUCAGAAAGACUGAAUAUUGGAAGAGUACAAGUGGAUGGGUACAAGACUGCCAGUGGGAACAGAGGUGGUGAAAACAACAUCAUCCCUCUCUGAAUACUUUGCUGAUCUUCCUGCUGGUUUCAUCCCAUGUAGGAGAAACAAAGUGGGUUUUCAGGAGAUCAGGCAGAGGGUUUUUACUUUAGUAUUUGCAUUUUUGCACUCUGUCACUUCAGUGUAAUCUCCCCCAUCCCUCACAGUUGCUCCUCUUGAACCCCAUAUUCUAUGACAUGCCCUAAUCAGUCAGUCUUGGAUGUAAUAGUGCCUCAGCUUAAUCCUUGCUAGUGGAGAGGAAAGUACCCUGAAAAUGAAUGAAGAAAUACUGCGGGAUGUUUAUAAACUGAAGGGCAUAUAGGCUGGGCUUCAGAUAUUUGACAGCUGGAUCUGGAUUAUACCAAUGCAUUUCUAUACCUUUCCUCCUUGCUCCUGUUUCUUCCCGUUCUAUUAUGUUCCUGUUUUUAAUCCUCUGUCACCUGUCAGUUUGACCAAGCCCCACCCACCUCCCCAGCAAAAAAAAAAAAAUAUAAUCCAAACCCAAAUUGUGUAAUAAAGCAUGCACAAGAGUUGUGAUAAAAAGAAUCUGUCUUUGUUCUAUUUAUGCUAUGAAACUUUGCUGGAGGCAUGGAGAGAAGCAAUCACAUUCCAGAACCUCCUAAAUUACGCACAUUUGCUUAAUUUAUACACACGUAAUCCACCUCUUUCUUGCUGUAGAAUUACUUUUUUUAAAAAGUACAAAGUAUACACACUCCUAAUUAAUGCUUCAAAGAAGUGUGUUCUGACCUCUCAUAGGAAAAACUUCAGCCUCUGUGAGAUUCAGAAGAUGCCUAGAUCCUGCCAGUGUAUUGCACCAACUCCCAUUUUCACCAUAACUACUUUGCUCUGUUGAGAUGCUGUGGCCGUGGGCUUAAUUUGGCUGGCAGGCACUACUUUAGCGCAGAGUCUGGCAGCCCUGAUCCCAUAGAUCUCGCCGCAAUUAUGCAUCUUAGCAGCUGUCUCCUAUGCAGAAGGCUUUCCCAUUUACUUCUACAACAUAAAUAAAUGGGAUUUAUGAUUUUAGGCCUUUGGACAGGAAGAAAAAGCUUGCUUGCUUGCUGCCUGGGGUGCUACUGAAGUUAUUUUUAAAAAGUAGCUAAGCUGCUGUUUUGUCUAAAUGUUUGUGCAGUCCAGCCAGCAGGAUGGUAUCUUUGCCACCUAGAGUAUAACAAGCAAGAUAAUAUCAAAUGAACUUCGCACACAGAAUAGUCAGAAACACUUUUUUCUUUUAAUCUCCUUUUACAAUUGUCAAAACAUGAUCAAAGGUUAGGUCUUGUUAAGUGCUUUAAUGUAGUUGCAUUAUUAUUAUUAUCAUUAU